Molecule: messenger RNA, 891 nt
Organism: Anolis carolinensis (green anole)
Lineage: Eukaryota; Metazoa; Chordata; Lepidosauria; Squamata; Anolidae
Gene: hikeshi
Product: heat shock protein nuclear import factor hikeshi
Exons: 5
Coding region: 126-719 (197 amino acids)
Biological process (GO): protein import into nucleus
Cellular component (GO): cytosol; nucleus
Molecular function (GO): nuclear import signal receptor activity; Hsp70 protein binding
Source: RefSeq, a predicted model, not a curated record
CUGGUCGUCGUUAGCUUCCGCUAACUCCGGAUGUACUUCCAAAGGGGGGCGUGGGAUACAGGUUUCUAGCCAAGGAGGCCCAACUCAGUCGGAGCAGGGCUGAGGUCUCGCUUUUGCUGCCUGCCAUGUUCGGCUGUUUAGUCGCAGGGAGGCUGGUCCAGACCGUGGCACAGCAGGUGGCGGAAGACAAGUUUGUGUUCGACUUGCCCGACUACGAAAGCAUCAACCAUGUCGUGGUCUUCAUGCUGGGCACCGUCCCCUUCCCGGAGCGCAUGGGCGGCUCUGUUUACUUCUGCUAUCCCAACGAGAACGGGUUAGCGGUGUGGCAGCUGCUGGGGUUUGUGACCAACGACAAGCCAAGCGCCAUCUUCAAAAUUUCUGGCCUGAAAACUGGGAAGGGCAGCCAACAUCCUUUCGGAGCCAUGAACAUCCCCCAAAUGCCUUCUGUAGCCCAGAUUGGGAUUUCCGUGGAGCUGCUGGAACUGUUGGCUCAGCAAACUCCUGUAGCAAGUGCCGCUGUAUCAUCGGUCAAUUCAUUCACAGAGUUUACUCAAAAGAUGCUAGACAAUUUUUAUAACUUCGCUUCAUCCUUUACUAUCACUCAAGCCCAAAUGGUGCCCAACCCAUCUGAAGCUUUCAUUCCUGCAAAUGUAGUCCUGAAAUGGUAUGAGAAUUUCCAAAGACGACUGACUCAGAAUCCUUUAUUUUGGAAAACAUAAUCUUGACUCAAGUUCUUUGAACGUACUCUAACAAUUGGUGGCAUCUUGAAGGACACAGCAUAUUGAGACUCAUCUCAAUGGAUUCAUUCAAAUUUGAGAAGAAGAUGAGAGGGGAAACACAGCUUUUGUAAUAUUUUUGGGACUCUGUUUAAAAUUAAAACCCUAAAAAGAG